AUGUCCCGAGAGGUGGCAGGCUCAUGCCGCCUGGGCUCCGGGGCGCGGGCGCGGGCGCGGAAGCCCAAGAAGCCACACUACAUCCCGCGGCCCUGGGGCAAGCCCUACAAUUACAAGUGCUUCCAGUGCCCGUUCACCUGCCUCGAGAAGUCGCACCUCUACAACCACAUGAAGUACAGCCUCUGCAAGGACUCCCUCUCGCUGCUGCUGGACUCCCCUGACUGGGCAUGCCGCCGUGCCCCGGCCGCGCCCCGGCCGCUGGAGCCCGCCACGGACUGCCCCCCUGACCCCCCUGACCCCACAGACCCGGGCAGGCGGCCCCGAGCGGCUCAGCUCCCAGAUGCUCCCGCCACGCCCGACCUCGUCGUCACUGACCUUCUCUCCCUGCACCGCUGUGUCGGGAGCCCCAAGCCAGAGGCUGAGGAGUCCCCAGGGACACCUCCCCCUGCAGCCAAGGAUGCCCACAAGGCUGUGGGCCUUGGAGGGCUGCUGGCCGAGUCCUGGAAGCCAGGGCUGGGCGGGGGCCCCAGGAGCACGGCUGUGGCAGGCGCAGCCGCAGUGGGUCCGGAGAGCAGCGCCCCCUGCUACCCUCCGCCCGCCUCCAGCGAGCUCCCCGAGGCCCAGAGCUUGCAGCUGUCCCUGCUGGGCGUCAACUACCCUCUCGGCCCCAGCCUCUUUUCCUACCUGGGGCCCUCCCUGGCCACGGCGGCCCACAUGCCCUUCCUGGGCUCAGCCAGCCCCCUGCUCCCCACAGCCUCGGCCUUCCCCGCCCUGCAGCCCCUAGAGCGCCCCACCCCUCUCCCCCGCCUCUACUACCCUCUGCUCCUGGAGCACAGCCUGGGGCUGCCGGCGGGCAGGGCUGCCGCCCCUGCCAAGGCUCCUGCUCCCCCCAAGGGACCCCCGGGGACUCUGGCCCCCGGGCUGUUAAAAGUGCCAGUGCCUGGGCUGGGGGGGCCCUGGACCUGUGGUGCCCCCAGGGGCCCAGGGCAGGAGGGAGGGCUGGAGCUGGCUGCCCAGAGUGACCCCAAGAGGAAGCUGCCCCCGGGAAGCAGGCUGGAGCCGCCGAAGGCUCCCUCCAGCUUGGCCAGCUUUGGUUCCCAGAGCAGCCUGCGGAAUGGCCCCUCCGUGAUUCUCUGGCCGGAGGACAAAGAGCCCGGCGCCCUGGAGAUCCCGCUGCCCCAGCAGCCGCCGGGCCUGGUGCUGGGGGGCCCCGGGCACGUGUGUGAGGACCUGAGCCGGGCUCUCGGCGACUAUGCUAGGGUGGAGCAGCGCCUGGGGCAGCUGGCACCUGCCAGGGGCCUGGCCCCGCGGCCUCUGCGGGAGCAACUGGGCAAGAUCCGCAGGGAGCUGCUCACCAUCCACCAGGUGCUGGAGCAGGCCGCGCGGCCCCCAGACAUGCCGCUCGACCUCUCGGUGAAGCGGACGCCGCCCAAGGUGCCUGAGGCGUCCUCGGGGUCCUGGGGGCAGCCGGAGCCGGGUUCUGUAUUGGCCCAGGGAACCCCUGAGCCAGCCAGGAUGCUGGGCCCCGCGGUGGCCGAGCCUUUCUCUAGCCAUACCACCAAGUGUGAGGCUGACUCCAGUGUCCCUCCCCCGGGGCUCCCCCUCCCAGCCCCCGAUGACCCUGUCAUUCCCGGCAGUAGCUGGGGCCCCCGGGGCAGGGUGGGGGGCUCCUGGCCUCCGGAAGCUGCCUCUGGCCUGCAGAGCUCCCCAGGGGCCGAGGUCUGA
Pipistrellus nathusii (Nathusius's pipistrelle) is the source of this 1725-nucleotide messenger RNA. NCBI's taxonomy places the organism in Eukaryota, Metazoa, Chordata, Mammalia, Chiroptera, Vespertilionidae. The record is from the annotation of a GenBank genome assembly.